AUGCUGAGGUUCUGUGCUGUUGCUGCUGCUGCUGCAGCAGCAGCAGCAAGACCUUCGCCAGGCACAGCAGCUGCUAGGGCUGCUGCGUAUCAACGGGGUAUACCAGUAGCUGCAUCAGCAGCGACAGCAGCAACAACAGCAGCAACACUAAGCUCAAGCCCAGCAGCUGCUGCAGCAGCUGCAGCAGCUGCAGCAACUGCGGCGUCAGCAGCAAGAAGUAUAACUACGAACGCACGUAGCACUGAUGCUGCUCCUGCAGCGGUUCAGGACUCUCAGGAUGCCGCAGCAGCUGCAACAGCAGCAGCAGCAGCAGCAGCAGCAGCGGGUGCUGCUGCUGUAGCUGCAGCAACAGAGGGAUCUGUGAUUCAAGCCUUACGCCGAGCAGCCUCUCGGAAGAACUCUUUGCUGCAGCUGCAAGCUGCUGCUGCUGCUGCUGUGUCGGCGCUGCAGCAGCAGCUGCUGCAGCCAAAAGAAGCAGGACAGGUGCUGCAGCUGCUGUCUAGACACCAGGGGCUGCUGCCUCGCAGCAUUUGGAAGGAUGCUGCAGCAGCCUUGCUGCCGCUGCUGCAGCAGCAGCAGCAGCUUGCGCCCCCGCAGCAGAUGGGCGCUUCCCGGCUGCGGGGCGCCAAGCAGCAGCACCGGCAGCAGCAGCAGCAGGAACAGCAGCAGCAGGAACAGCAGCAGCAGGAGCAGCAGCAGCAGGAACAGCAGCAGCAGCAGCAGCAGCAGCAGCGUGUGUUGUCUGUUGGUGAUCUGGCUGUGCUGCUGAAUGCCUUCGCCCGGGUUAACUACAAGCCGCAGCUGCUGCUGCACGAGGCCCUCCGUCUCCUCUCCCCCCAGGAUGCAGCGCAGCAGCAGCAGCAGCGGCAGCAGCAGCAGCAGCAGCAGCAGCAAGGGAGUGAAGCUUUCAAAAUACGCAGCAGAUUUGGGCGUGCGGCUUUUGCGCAGGUUGAGCUGGACCCUGAGCAGCAGCAGCAGCAGCAGCAGCAACAGCAGCAGCAGAAGAUGCAAAAACAACAGCAGCAGCAGAUGCAGCAGCAGCAGCAGCAGCAGCAGCAGCUGGAGGAAGCUGCAGCGAAUGAAGCUGCAUCUCAGGGUGCUGUCUCUGCUGCUACCAUUUGGACAUUCGACGGAGAAGCAGCAGAAGCAGAAGCAGCAGCAGCAGCUGCUGCUGCUGCUGCACCCGCAGCAGCAGCAGCAGCACGAGCAAAAGCAGGGGAGGUAGGCGCAGCAGCAGCAGCAACAACAGCAGCAGCAGCAACAACAGCAGCAGCAGCAUUUGGAAAAGCCUAUACUGCCGCAGAAGGACCUACAGCAGCAACAGGAGCAGCAGCAGCAAAAGUAACCGAAUCAGCAGCAACAGCAGCUGCUGCUGCAGCAGCAGCUGCUGCAGCAUCCUCUCCACCCAAUUUGAAUCCGCUUCCCACUGCUGUGCCUUCUGAACCCGCUACUGCUGCUGCUGCUGCUGCUGCUGCUGCUGCUCCAGUUGUGUGGGGGCCUAAGGAAGGGCUGCUGCUGCUGCAUGCAGUUUCGGCGUUGCAGAUGUCUGCCCCUGUGCUGCUGCAGCAGCUGCGGCAGUGGCUGCUGCUGUCGAUGCAGCAGCUAACCCCGCUGCAGCUAGCUGUUGGAGUGCAUGCGCUGGCAGCAGCGCAGCAGGCAGAUGCUGUGCUGCUGCACACAGUUGCUGCUCAUCUGCUGCAGCCACAGCAGCAGCAGAAAUCACGGCUGCUAAAGGACCAGCAGCAACAGCAGCAGCAGCAGCUGCAGCACGAACCGCAGCACCAGCUGCAGCAGCAACAGCAUUCGCAGCAGCAGCAGCAGCAGCAGCAGCAGCAGCAGGUCGCUCUGCGGCUGCAUGCACUAGACAAGGCACCUACUCUCAGACUGCAGCAGCAGCAGCAGCAGCAGCAGCAGCAGCAACAGCAGCAACAAGAGGAAGCAGAGUAA
Molecule: messenger RNA, 1947 nt
Organism: Eimeria mitis
Lineage: Eukaryota; Apicomplexa; Conoidasida; Eucoccidiorida; Eimeriidae
Exons: 3
Coding region: 1-1947 (648 amino acids)
Source: RefSeq, a predicted model, not a curated record